AUGUGUCUGCCAUAUAUGCAUGUCAUGAAAAGAAAAGUCAAAAGUGACGUUGAAACAAAUGACGCAGAUGUGUUUGUAUAUGAUUUGUCAGCCGUGUUGUCUACGCAGGAGGAAGACAAGGCCAGCCUCUCCAACAAUCAGAAAGGUGGAUUCAGAGCUUCCAUGUUCAUAUUUGCCUUCUCUGCAUUAGAGAACAUGGGUUUUAUUGCAAACACGGAUAGUAUGGUCCUCUACUUCAUUGAUGUCAUGAACUUUGACGUACCUUCUGCUUCAAACACACUCACAAACUUAGCAGGCUCGACUUUCCUACUCUCCCUCGUUGGUGGCUUCGUUUCUGACACUUACCUCAACAGACUUCAUACCGUUUUGCUCUUUGGAAUACUCGAAAUCCUGGGACUGGCUUUGUUGACAAUUCAAGCUCGAUACGAAAGUUUGCAUCCAGAAUAUUGUGGUGGCAAGUCACGUAGUGUGGAAGGUGGAAUAGCAGUACUAAUGUUGUAUGCCUCCCUGAUCUUGUUGGCAUUGGGUUCAGGUGGAGUCAGGGGAGCUCUUGUAGUACUUGGUGCUGACCAAUUUGAUCAAAAAGAUCCUGAAGAAGCCAAGGGUCUUGCAACCUUCUUCAAUUGGCUUAGGCUCAGCACAGUCAUGGGAGGUGCUGUAGGAGUCACUGCCAUUGUUUGGGUUAGCACUACAAAGAAAUGGUACUGGGGUUUUUUCAUAUCAACUGUUGUAGCCUCUGCUGGGUAUGUUGUUCUUGCCGCUGGAAAGCCUUUCUUCCGCCUCCAAGCCCCCGGAGAGAGCCCUAUCUUAAGGAUUGCCAAGGUCAUUGGAUGGGCAAUUAAGAACAGAAAGUUACCCCUACCUGAUAAACCUGAAGUUCUUUACGAAAACGACGAUAAAGAAUCAACCGAGGAAAAAAUAGGUUACACAAACCAAUUCAGGUUCCUAGACAAAGCAGCCAUUGUUGUUCCUGAGGGGUCGGAGGCAGCAAUUUGCAGAGUGAGUCAAGUGGAAGAAGUGAAGAUUUUGAUAAGAAUGCUGCCCAUAUUAGGCAGCACCAUUAUAAUGAAUACAUGUUCAGCACAACUUCAAACAUUCUCAGUCCAACAAGGGAACAUAAUGGAUCUCCAUCUUGGGUCCCUGGAGGUUCCUGCUGCAUCGGUUCCUGUGAUUCCACUGGUUUUCACGUGCAUUCUCCUUCCGGCAUAUGAGUUCUUGUUCGUUCCUUUCGCUCGCAAGAUCACUCACCAUCCUUCGGGAAUCACGCAGCUUCAACGCGUGGGAGUUGGACUAGUCCUCUCUGCAAUCUCAAUGGCUGUUGCUGGAAUAGUUGAAGUGAAGAGAAGGGAUCAGACCAAAAAAGAUAUAGGAAAUCCCAUUAGCGUAUUCUGGCUUUCUUUUCAAUAUGGGAUAUCUGGGAUCGCAGACAUGUUCACUCUUGUCGGAAUGCUGGAAUUCUUCUACAAGGAAGCACCAGCAUGCAUGAGGUCUCUCUCUACAUCCUUCACUUAUCUAUCACUGUCUUUUGGCUACUUCCUGAGCAGUGUGUUUGUGGAUCUUAUAAACGCCAUAACUAAGAGAGUGGCAGCUCCAAGCAGAAAAGGGUGGAUAGAAGGGACUAAUUUAAAUGACAACAAUCUGAAUCUGUUCUAUUGGUUCUUAGCAAUUCUAAGCUGCCUCAACUUCAUAAACUAUCUCUUCUGGGCCUCUUGGUAUAAGUACAAAGCAGAAGAAGAUCAUCCCCAGCCUAAUUAUUCUAAUUAG
Molecule: messenger RNA, 1764 nt
Organism: Tripterygium wilfordii
Lineage: Eukaryota; Viridiplantae; Streptophyta; Magnoliopsida; Celastrales; Celastraceae
Product: protein NRT1/ PTR FAMILY 4.5-like
Exons: 6
Coding region: 1-1764 (587 amino acids)
Biological process (GO): transmembrane transport
Cellular component (GO): membrane
Molecular function (GO): transmembrane transporter activity
Source: RefSeq, a predicted model, not a curated record